Molecule: messenger RNA, 1176 nt
Organism: Ananas comosus (pineapple)
Lineage: Eukaryota; Viridiplantae; Streptophyta; Magnoliopsida; Poales; Bromeliaceae
Product: DNA repair RAD52-like protein 2, chloroplastic
Exons: 4
Coding region: 269-898 (209 amino acids)
Biological process (GO): double-strand break repair via homologous recombination
Molecular function (GO): DNA binding
Source: RefSeq, a predicted model, not a curated record
GCGGUGCGCGCGCGCGCGCCAAGCGAAAAGUUGGUAGGGGGAGGGACGAAGGGGAGGAAAGGCCGGGGGAAGGUGGUAGGUAGGCGUCUGACGAGAGCUAAUGCGUAUGUUAACCUCCCAAGACUAAAACGAAACAACGCCAAACAAAACGUACCUACAGCAGGAGAACCCACCGCCGCCGCCAUUUCCACCCACCUCCUCUUCCUCCUCCUACUCUUCCAUCUUUCCCGUCUCUCUCCGAUCGAUCUCAGCCUCAGCCUCAGCCUCCAUGGAAGCCGCAGCCUCAGCCGUGGCCGGGUCGGCUCUGAUCCCCACCAUCGCCGCCGCCGCCGCACGCACGGAGGCGAGGGCGCGGCUGCUGACGUUGUCGUCGUCGCCGUCGCCGUCGCCGUCCCUGUUUUUGAAGAGCCCUGUUGUCCGGCCUCUUGUGGCCGCGUCCUCGUCGGAGAAGGGGGCGGGUAAGAGGGUGGCGCGUGCUGCGGCGGCCGUGCCAACGAGCAACUACGUGGUGCCGCUGGACAAGGCCUCCGGGAUCACCCGCCCCCUGGUGGAGAUCUUGAGGGAUCUCAACAAGCGCGUCCCCGACAAGAUCAUCGAUCCCCACCACAACUCCAUCCCCUGGUACCAUGCCAACAGAAUGUUGAGCUUUUAUGCCCCAGGUUGGUGUGGAGAAGUACGUGAUGUUAUAUUCUCCGACAAUGGAAAUGUGACAGUGAUAUAUCGUGUAACAAUACGAGGAACAGAUGGAGAGGCACACAGGGAGGCAACAGGAACUGUGUCUUUAGAAGAUGGCCAGUUUGAAGAUCCAGUGGCUGCAGCAGAAGAAGCAGCUUUUUGCAAAGCCUGCGCACGGUUUGGUUUCGGCUUGUACCUUUACCAUGAAGAGGAGGCGCCAUAGAUAGAGGGGAAUGAUUUUCUUCCUAAAUUUGUUGAGAAUCCAGCAAUAUCGUUACUUGCAUGAGUUCAUAACUAUCCAUGAAAAUAUUUUCUCUCUUAAAAAAUAUUCACAUCCGGAGUAGUACGUGCAUAUCUCCUAUGAUGUGAAUAUCGGGCGCGUGCCAUUUACUUUGCCUCUGUUUUUGAGCUGAACUCUAGGUUGUUGUGUUACUCUUCCUGGGAUAAUGAACAAUAAUUAAUGUUGUCGUUUCUUGAAUUACUAAUAGUUUAGUUAUCUGA